Choloepus didactylus (southern two-toed sloth) is the source of this 1027-nucleotide messenger RNA. It is a transcript of the gene MYL11, whose product is annotated as myosin light chain, phosphorylatable, fast skeletal muscle. Gene Ontology annotation, biological process: skeletal muscle tissue development. Bases 399 to 947 code for a protein of 182 amino acids. The record is from RefSeq and is a predicted model, not a curated record. NCBI's taxonomy places the organism in Eukaryota, Metazoa, Chordata, Mammalia, Pilosa, Megalonychidae. Gene Ontology annotation, molecular function: calcium ion binding. The transcript has 9 exons. Gene Ontology annotation, cellular component: cytoplasm.
CAGGCAAAAAGAGAGAAAGGCAUCCCUGUCAGGCAGGACAGCCUGAGCAUGAAGGGGGAUGGGCUACAAGUUCAACAGCACACAACAGCCCAAUGUGCCUGAGGUCGAAACUGAGACGUGAAGUGAGGAAGCCGCUAGCUCAAUGGCACACAACACUCCAAAGUCAAGGUCUCAGCUCAAAUCCCAGUCUCCUGACUCCAGGUGGCCAAUGCCACAGGAAGCUCGGGAUGCUCCGGGCAUCACAGGGAUCGCCAGGGGGGAGCUGCCGACCUGGCGCCUGCGCACACGUCCCAGCCCCGGGCUAAGCGGCCAGCGUUUCGACGUUUCACGCCUGCGCGCGGGCCGUCCCAUCGCGCUCCUUUUUACCCCGGUCUCGUCAGAAGAUUUGGACGAAUAACAUGAGAGAAGGAACUGGAUUUCUGCCAAUCGCUGGAAGGGCACCCAAGAAGGCCAAGAGAAGGGCAGCAGCAGAGGGAGGAAGCUCCAGUGUCUUCUCUAUGUUUGACCAGACUCAGAUCCAGGAGUUCAAGGAGGCCUUCACCGUCAUUGACCAGAACCGCGAUGGCAUCAUCGACAAGGAGGAUCUGCGGGACACCUUCGCAGCCAUGGGACGCCUCAACGUGAAGAAUGAGGAGCUGGAUGCUAUGAUGAAGGAAGCCAGUGGUCCCAUCAAUUUCACUGUCUUCCUGACCAUGUUCGGGGAGAAGCUCAAGGGUGCCGACCCUGAGGAUGUCAUCACUGGAGCCUUCAAAGUCCUGGACCCUGAAGGGAAGGGCACCAUCAAGAAGCAGUUCCUGGAGGAGAUGCUUACCACGCAGUGUGACCGUUUCACCCAUGAGGAGAUCAAGAACAUGUGGGCGGCCUUCCCCCCUGAUGUGGGCGGCAACGUAGAUUACAAGAACAUCUGCUAUGUCAUCACGCAUGGUGACGCCAAGGACCAGGAGUAGGGGACCCUCUUAGGCUUCUUCUGGACAAUGUCCUCCGGCCAAUGCGACCCUCCACACACACAACGCCCGACCCCCAGUAA